UGCCUAUGGUCGCUGUAAAACCGUGGCAAAAUAAUUAAAUUUGAUUUUGCCAACGCAUUAAAAGUACUUUUCUGACAAAUAUCUAUUUUGAGGGAUGAUAUCAAACUAAAACCUGGUGAUGCAGUUUGUUCGUCAUACUUCAACCCAGAAGAUAUCAUCCGAGAAAAGGUUUUUGUGGGACUUGAUGGUAGUGUUCGGGCAACGGAAUUUAAGGCUAAUUGCAGAGAAAACAACAAAUAACGUUCAGUGCUUUGCAAUGGCUAAAUACUGGCUGCUGGUAACCGUUUUUGCUGUUGAUGUAAUUUCUCUUCCUGAUAUCAUUCGAAUAGGUGGGCUAUUUCAUCCAACAGACAACAAACAAGAAGUGGCCUUUCGCUAUGCAGUCGAAAAGAUCAAUGCUAACAGAGAUAUCCUUCCGAAAUCAAGACUUAGUGCACAAAUUGAACAGAUAUCACCGCAAGACAGCUUUCAUGCCUCCAAACGAGUUUGCUAUCUUCUUCGAAAUGGAGUGGCCGCCAUUUUUGGACCACAAAGCGCACAUACAGCUAGUCACGUUCAGAGCAUUUGCGAUACCAUGGAAAUCCCUCAUCUUGAAACCCGUUGGGAUUAUCGUCUAAGACGUGAGAGCUGCUUAGUUAAUCUUUAUCCUCAUGCUACAACAUUAUCUAAGGCUUACGUCGAUCUAGUUAAAGCUUGGGGUUGGAAAAGCUUUACUAUCAUAUACGAAAAUAAUGAAGGUUUAGUGCGUCUGCAGGAACUUCUUAAAGCUCAUGGACCCAGCGAAUUUCCCAUUACUGUUAGACAACUUGGAGAGGGUCCAAACUAUAGGGAACUGUUAAAGCAAAUAAAAAACUCUGCAGAAUCACAUAUUGUACUGGACUGUUCAACGGAAAAGAUUUAUGACGUUUUUAAACAAGCUCAACAAAUAGGAAUGAUGACUGACUACCAUAGUUAUCUCAUUUCUUCUCUGGAUUUGCACUUGGUUGAUUUGGAAGAAUUCAAACACGGUGGCACAAAUAUAACAGCUUUUCGUCUAGUGGAUCCAGAAAAGACUCAGAAAGUGGUCCUAGAUUGGAUCUAUGGAGAACAGCGCUACGAUAGAAAACUCGAUCUGGGCCAAAGCAAGAACAAGAAUAAUGGUACCUUCAUUAAGACGGAAACUGCCCUUAUGUAUGACGCUGUUUACCUAUUUGCAAAGGCUCUGCACGUUCUUGAUUCGUCUCAACAAAUAGAUAUUAAACCACUUUCUUGCGAAGCAACUAUCACGUGGGACCAUGGAUACUCGCUUAUCAACUACAUGAAAGUCGUUGAAAUGACAGGAUUAUCAGGAAUAAUAAAGUUCGACCACCAGGGUUUUAGAUCCGAUUUUGUUCUUGACAUUAUUGAACUAAAUACAAAAGAAGGAUUGAAAAACAUUGGUACAUGGAACAGUACAAAAGGAGUUAACUUCACCAGGAGUUUUGGAGAUGUGUAUACAGAAAUUGUUGAAAGCUUACAAAAUAAAACUUUUAUUGUAACAACAAUUCUGAGUGCUCCAUACUGUAUGAGAAAAGAUUCUAGUGAGCAGCUUGUCGGAAAUUCUCAGUUUGAAGGCUAUAGUGUUGAUUUGAUUCAUGACAUAUCUCGCAUCUUGGGUUUCAAUUAUACUAUUCACUUGGUUCAAGACAAUCGCUAUGGUUCACUGAACAAAGUAACAAAAGAAUGGGAUGGAAUGAUAAAAGAACUCCUGGAGCAGAAAGCUGAUCUAGCCAUAGCUGAUUUAACUAUUACAUAUGACCGAGAGCAAGCCGUCGAUUUUACAAUGCCCUUUAUGAAUUUAGGUAUUAGCAUACUUUACCGGAAGCCUAUCAAGCAACCGCCAAACCUUUUUUCCUUUCUGAGCCCCUUGAGUCUUGACGUCUGGAUUUAUAUGGCAACCGCUUAUCUUGGCGUCUCAGUUCUUCUUUUCAUACUGGCUAGGUUCAGCCCUUACGAGUGGGAGAAUCCUCGUCCAUGCAAUGGACAAACUGAAGCCAUAAAAAACGAGUUUACUCUUCUAAACUCUCUCUGGUUCACCAUAGGCUCGCUAAUGCAGCAAGGCUCUGAUAUAGCACCAAAGGCAGUAUCCACUCGCAUGGUAGCUGGGAUGUGGUGGUUUUUUACUCUUAUUAUGAUAUCAUCAUACACAGCAAACUUAGCGGCCUUUCUUACAGUCGAAAGAAUGGAUUCGCCUAUUGAGAGCGCAGAAGAUCUUGCGAAGCAAACCAAAAUUAAAUAUGGAGCUGUCGAGGGAGGAAGUACUGCAACAUUUUUUAGGGAUUCUAACUUCUCGACAUAUCAGCGUAUGUGGUCUUUUAUGGAAUCAGCUGAGCCCUCCGUAUUCACGAAAAGUAAUGUAGAAGGCGUAACUAAAGUCGCAAAAGGAAAAGGAAGUUAUGCAUUUCUUAUGGAAUCGACAUCUAUAGAAUAUGUAAUCGAGAGGAACUGCGAGCUUACUCAAGUUGGUGGCUUAUUGGACUCAAAAGGAUAUGGAAUUGCAAUGCCGCCAAAUUCACCAUAUCGGACAGCUAUCAGUGGAGCCAUUUUAAAACUGCAGGAAGAAGGUACACUUCAUACGUUGAAGACCAGGUGGUGGAAAGAAAGACGCGGUGGAGGCGCCUGCAAAGAUGACGUCUCAAAGAGCAGCUCAGCAGCUAAUGAACUUGGUUUGGCAAACGUUGGUGGAGUAUUCGUUGUAUUGAUGGGGGGCAUGGGAGUAGCUUGUGUAAUCGCUGUAUGCGAAUUUGUAUGGAAGAGUCGCAAGGUAGCCGUAGAAGAAAGGGUGAGUUCUAUUUAG
This is a messenger RNA of Belonocnema kinseyi, 2815 nucleotides long. RefSeq names its product glutamate receptor ionotropic, kainate 2 (gene KaiR1D). Gene Ontology annotation, molecular function: transmitter-gated monoatomic ion channel activity involved in regulation of postsynaptic membrane potential; glutamate-gated receptor activity. The transcript is spliced from 17 exons. Gene Ontology annotation, biological process: monoatomic ion transport; modulation of chemical synaptic transmission; synaptic transmission, glutamatergic. Gene Ontology annotation, cellular component: plasma membrane; postsynaptic membrane. NCBI's taxonomy places the organism in Eukaryota, Metazoa, Arthropoda, Insecta, Hymenoptera, Cynipidae. The coding region runs from base 119 to 2815 and encodes 898 amino acids. The record is from RefSeq and is a predicted model, not a curated record.